CCACACAAUAUCGCGACAUUCGGUGCGGCAAAACGCAAAUAUUCCCCGCAUAUUGUUGCGUCAAGUAUGGCAAAAAUCUUCUAAGCAAUAAAGACCGACUGAGUACACAGUCGAAUACUUCCUCAGCUACCAAAAUUUAUGGAAACCUCGUCGAGGAGACUUAAUAUUCAAACACAUGUGUCGGUGAUUGUAGCCUUCCUCCUAUCCCUCCCCCUCCCGCCCCGCCAUACGCCCUCACCGUACCUGUCCUCCUCGCAACGAACUAUGAGGGCUAUAUCGCGCGUAUUCGUUUGCCUCAUCGCCGCGAGCAGCACGUGGGUGUGUGCCCACCCGGUGUUGGGUAUUAGGUAUAAUGCGUUAGAUUAUUUUCGCAUAUGCCGGGUUUGCCCCGCAAUCUCAGAAGUUGUUCUACCGUGUUGACAGGUUUUCUAACAUCAAUUUGAAAAUUUCAAUUUAAGUCAUUGUAAAUUAAUCGCAAAUUGAGGUUCACUAUCGGCAUUGGCCAGACAAAUGUUUAAAAUUGUGGCUGUAUAUCUCGAUUGUUAUUGACAAGAGUUCAAUAGUAUGGUUUAUAGGAAGAUAAAAAAAUACUGACUGGUUUGCACGUGGCGAACGUAAUUUUUCGCUGAUGAGUGUGAAUAUGUGGCUUGAACGAAAGACGAUGUUUUCCUCUAGUUUCGUAGUGAAUCGUUGAAAUAGUUUCGCUUAUCGCGGGAGUGGUGGAGAAGAGUUCUGACGGUUUGAAGUUUGUUCUUUUUUGAGACAGUGGCAAUCAUAGAUUCAUACUCGUUGAAUAGUUUGAAAAUCAUUUCAGGGCAAAGUUGGAGAGGAGUAUCUGGUGGAAAAGUUUUUGCCUUCGAUAGUUGAACGUUAAAUUCACAAUCGAAUUCUUCGUCAACUCGGUCGAUUUGAUUCUUCGGAUUGAACUAGUCGCUGGAGGUGGAAUUUCUCAUCAAAGUGAAUUUCAUGUGAACGAAUGGAGACUGAUCAUCGAGGUAAAAUUAUGUCGAAUUAGUUGGUAAAUCCCAAUAAGCCGUAGAGUGGAUUCUGACCCUGACAGUGACGCCAGUGGAAAAAAAAACCGAUGAACGACUGUCGUCCAACUUUACUCAACUCACACAAUCGUUGCCGUCUCGUUAGCGUUUGCGGACGUUUGUAUUAAUUGGGAAAAUAAAUCAGUGAAAGAAAAAUUAAUCCCGAUACAUCUGGCCAUGCCGAGUGACGUGGAGGGGACGAAAGACGACGUGUCUAGUCGAAGAUCUGCAACGCCAUGGGCUGAAUUGCUGGUGAAUUCAGCAGUACCAGCAACCGCUGUUGCUGUCAACCUGGGGGAGGAGACCAGUGAGCAGCCGUCAACGGCGAAAGACUCGAGCAAAGACAAACUCAGUGUAUUGGGGAGUUUUCAGAGACGUACAUUCAGUAGAAUAAGUUUCAAUGGCGAAACGGGUCCGCUGCUCAGCAGAUAUCGACAGACGAGAUUUAGCUCCAGGCGAGUGAGAAAACGAGUGGUGUUCAAGCACGGUGACUGCAACGUUGUCCAGGGAAACGUCGCUAAGAGGCGUCGCAGAUAUCUUCAGGAUAUUUUUACGACAUUGGUGGAUGCUCAAUGGCGCUGGACACUGCUGGUAUUCUCGAUGAACUUUUUACUAUCGUGGUUGGGGUUUGCAAUUGUCUGGUGGAUCAUAGCGUACGCCCACGGUGAUCUCGAUCCCCGAAAUUUCACUGACGCCAACAAAACUUUCACCCCCUGUGUCGAGGAUAUACAUGGCUUCACCAGUUGUUUUUUAUUCUCAGUCGAGACUCAGCACACUAUCGGUUAUGGAUCGAAGCACACAACUACAGAGUGCCCAGAAGCAAUAUUCAUAAUGUGCAUCCAAUCAAUGACCGGAGUUAUACUGCAAGCUUUCAUGGUUGGCAUUGUAUUUGCCAAGUUAUCACGUCCAAAAAAACGCACACAGACCCUUUUAUUCUCCCGUAAUGCGGUGAUUUGUCAAAGAGACGGCCAGCCAUGCCUAAUGUUCCGCGUCGGGGACAUGAGAAAGAGCCACAUCAUAGAGGCACACGUUCGUGCACAGAUGAUAAAACGAAAGGUGACGAGAGAGGGUGAACUACUGCCAUUUUACCAGACUGAAUUGAGAGUCGGUGGUGAUGGUGAGGAGGAUAAAAUAUUCUUCAUCUGGCCGACUACCAUUGUCCAUAAAAUUGAUGAGCAUUCGCCAUUGUAUCAUCUCUCUGCAAGUGAUAUGCUUAAAGAGCGCUUCGAAAUUAUUGUUAUGCUCGAAGGUGUUAUAGAGUCAACGGGAAUGACGACACAGGCCAGAAGCUCGUACCUACCGACUGAAAUACUCUGGGGUCACAGGUUCUCUCACAUCAUUACAUUUAAAAAGGAAACUGGAGAGUACGAAGUCAACUACAACCUCUUCAAUAACACAUACGAGGUAGAUACGCCUCUAUGUUCAGCUGCAGAACUCGAUCAGCUAAAAGCUUUGCAUCACGCCAAAGGAGAACGAAUGAGUUCAGCAACAUUUCCAACAUACCGUGAGGACUCAAGCAGCUCGUUGACAACGAGUUCCGGUUCUAGUUCAGCAUCAUCAUCUGGUGGUUUACACAUGCACUCACCAACACCACCCACGCCAAUUCCCGUGAUGAUAACUGGCCCGGACGAUUCACCAAGACGUAACAGUAUCAAUGUACAGCCGGAUCAGAGAUUAGCAGUGUUCUACACACACGAUGAGGAUGACGAUCAAGCUGGAUGCAGUAGUGUAGUAAUCAAAGCGAGUGAGCAGGAGGAUUACAAUACAGUUUUGGAGGGCAUAAACGCGAGCAUCAGGAAAAAUCGAGGAGAGAGUAAUAAAUCUAGGGAGGAGAGAGCCAUUCCCAGGAAUGAAUCGAAAUCAACAAUUAAAAAGCACGAUUCCAAAUCCAGUUCCGAUGGAAUGAAAAGAUCAUCCACGAGAGUAUCAUUAGAGCCGUCAUCAUCGACCAGUGCCAUGAAAAAAUCCGCCUCAAGGGUCACCUUGGAUCCAAGACACACGAGAUUCGCAGACUUACCUCAACACGAUGAACUCUCUAGUCACAUAAAAUCUAGUCUCGAUAAUAACCACAAAUCCGAUACCCACAGUGUGUUGAGCUACGUAGACGAGGAUAAAAAGCCAGAGAGACUCAUAAGGAUAUCGCCACCCCCGCGGCUACUGCCAAGGCCAGAAGUUUCUGAUAUCAAAGCAACAAAUCAUUAUCCACCUCAUAGUAAUCCGGAGGAGCAGGUCUAAAUUAAACGUCUCGGUACACGAUACCUCCAAUUGAAACUAUGGCAAAUGAUCUAGGGACAAUCUGAAUGAGAUAAGAGGAUGAUGCACAUGGUGAUUUCGAUGCCCGUCCGGGCAAACUCCUCAUCGACCCCUGCAAUUUAGC
Molecule: messenger RNA, 3411 nt
Organism: Diachasmimorpha longicaudata
Lineage: Eukaryota; Metazoa; Arthropoda; Insecta; Hymenoptera; Braconidae
Product: ATP-sensitive inward rectifier potassium channel 12-like
Exons: 10
Coding region: 1212-3269 (685 amino acids)
Biological process (GO): potassium ion import across plasma membrane; regulation of monoatomic ion transmembrane transport
Cellular component (GO): plasma membrane
Molecular function (GO): inward rectifier potassium channel activity
Source: RefSeq, a predicted model, not a curated record